This is a messenger RNA of Phytophthora nicotianae INRA-310, 4837 nucleotides long. RefSeq lists its product as hypothetical. Lineage: Eukaryota; Oomycota; Peronosporomycetes; Peronosporales; Peronosporaceae. Gene Ontology annotation, molecular function: transcription cis-regulatory region binding; protein binding. The transcript is spliced from 15 exons. Bases 562 to 4461 code for a protein of 1299 amino acids. Gene Ontology annotation, cellular component: cytoplasm; nucleus. Gene Ontology annotation, biological process: positive regulation of transcription by RNA polymerase II. The record is from RefSeq and is a predicted model, not a curated record.
CAAUUAUUAAGCAGUACAUGCUUCUCAUUAUUGCCUAAGAUUUCGAUUUUCUUACCAACAGCAAUUCGAAUCGACUGCGAGUUAGAGAAAUGCAUACCCAGUUCUGGAUUCAGCAGUUCCAGUCAAGGCUCUUGACAACAUCAGUGCCAGUUCUGAAUUUGCAACCCGAUGGACACGAACGAGAUGAAGGCUCCACUGCAAGCAGUGAUUGACCGACUGGUGGAGGAACGUGAGCAUGUGUUGGGCGAAGAACGUAUUACUUUGGCUUCACAUCUUAUCCUCGGUGGAAUACAGGAUGUUCUAAAGUGUUUAGAGAGGGAAAGGAUUUCAAGUGAUACGGUGAGUACUGUGGAGAUUUGAGGUGCCUCCCAUAUAAAUUCAUGAAAUGUAAACAGGAGGAAAGUCUGAAACGCGUUUGGGAUAAAUCGGACCAAGAAGCAGCGGCCGCUAUUAUCACUCUACUUCAUCAAGGGGUUGAUGCCAAGUCACCGGACGGAGUACGAUACUGGGAUGAAGAUAUUUCUUGGCGCACGCAAAAUAACUCUCGUAUAAAACUGUUUCAUGGUGCAGGGUGCCGCAAUCGCUCUUCAAUACGCUUUAAGGAAUAGUCGCGCCGACGUGAUCUCUCUGUUGUUGGAACGAGGUGCCGACGUAAAUUCUCAAGAUGAGUUUGGCGAUACUGCUCUUCAUCGCGCUAUAGAGCAGUAUCGUGGCAAUACCGCCGUGAUCUCGUUGUUGUUACAACGAGGUGCCGACGCAGCUGUUCAAAAUGUGGAUGGCCAGAACGCUCUUCACUACGCUGCUGCCAUUGCGAACUCCGAGGCGAUCUCGCUGCUGCUGAAACAAGGUAUCGACAUUGAUGCGCAAGAUGAGACUGGCCAGACCGUACUACAUUACGCUACUGUUAUUGCAAACACGGAGGUGAUGUCGCUGUUGUUGGAACAAGGUGCAGACGUUGGUACUCAAGAUGAGGAUGGCAAGACCGCUCUCCAUUACGCUGUUACUUCUCACAACACCGACGUGAUGUCGCUGUUGUUGGAACGAGGCGCCGACUUAGCUGCUCGAUAUGAGGAUGACGAGACCAUUCUUCAUUACGCUGUACGCAAUGGCGAUGUCGACGUAAUCUCGCUAUUGCUGGAGAAAGGUGCCGAUGUAGCUGCUACAGACAAUAACGGCGAGAUCGCUCUUCAUUACGCUGCAUCGUUUGGCCACACAGAGAGGAUACUGCUGCUGCUGGACCGAGGGUCUGAUGUAAAUGCUUCAGACAAUGAUCAAUUGACUGUGCUUCACCAUGCAGUAACACGUUGCAGCCCCGAGGCAGUCUUGUUGCUUUUGAACAAAGGUGCCGAUGCAAACGCGCUUACUAAGGAUGGUCUCAACCCACUCAGCCACAUGAUUCUAGUAAAAGAGGAUGAUCCAGACGACGACUACCUCGGUGUUGUUCGCUUGUUGUGCUCUCAAGAACCAAAGCUCAAGUUGCCACCAUCCACUCAAUCAUUGGCGAUAAAUCAGUUGGGCAUGCUAGCCUGUGCCCAGUAUUGGCAGGAUCGUUAUGAGAAGAAACAGCCACUGCUAGAAAUUCCCUCGGAAGUUGUCAAAGGAGGAGAAAACGCCGUUGAGGUGUAUCUGGCUGAAUUGGAGAAAACUGAUUCGAGUGAGGUAGUUCACCGCCAAAAGAUUUGUGUUGUUGGUCGAACCAAAUGGGGAAAGACCAGUCUGGUGAGAUCGAUAACAGAAGAAACGUCGGUAUUGGUCCCUCUUGAAGAUCGAACGAUUGGCAUCGAAGUAUUUCCUCUCCGAUUUACGGUAGAUGGUGAUGGUAACAAGAUGAAAGCGACACACCACGAUGUCACGUUUUGGGACUUCGCUGGACAAGGUGUUUAUCGAGUGGCGCAUGCAGUCUUCUUCUCCAAACGUACACUUUACCUGGUAUGUGUCGACCUUGCAGCAUACAACGAAAUACUUGAACAAGCGAAGAAGGAAUCGAAGACGCAGAGAGAUGAAGUUCCGCAGCGCUUUUUCGAGAAACAUAUUCUGCGUUGGAUCGUAUUGAUCCUUUUACGUCAACCAGAAGCAGAAUUCAAACUAAUCGGGACGAAGCACGAUGAAGUGUCUGAUUCAUCGCGAAGUGAAAUUAGCCAUGAUAUCCGAGAUCGUCUGGGCCAAUUCCUGGAGAAGCUUGAUGGCAGCAUACAGAUAACUGGACAUGCGGCGACGGCCCUCAAGAAGGAGUUCGAGGAGGGUUUGGUAACGACAAGUGUGACGAAUGUGGAGUCUAUUCAGAAAGUGAAAAAUUCUAUCAAGCACACCAUCACUGCUAAACCGCACCUCAGCUUUAAGAUGCCAAUAACAUAUACUCGAGUUAUCAACUACAUCCUCGAAAAGCGCCAGUCAGUUGUUGGCGCAACAAACCAAGAUCGAAUGGACAAGAUGAUCGUGUCAGUCCGUCAGCUGUGCAAGGACUUACUAAAGCUUCCGGACUUCCCACAGGACACUGACUGUCGGGAGAUUCUUCGGGUUCUGCACGAACUUGGAGAUGUUUUGUGGUACAAAGGGAUUGACGAAGAGCUGGAAAAGUGGAUUAUUCUCGAUCCAUCCGUCGUACUUGACCUCGUGCGUGAGGUUAUCAACCACAAGUAUAAAGAAGAAGUGGACGAACAGUACAAAGUGCUUUCGCAGAAUGGUAUUCUACCUCAUUCACUGUUGAUGACGUUCCCGUCGUGGAAAUCCUUGGCUGCCGUUGAAGACAAGAUGGUCCAUCUAUUCAAGCAGUUACUGCAUCGCUUAAAUUUGGUAUACCCGGUCAACGACAUGGAGGCUAUUGACAAGGCUGAUAUACUAGUUCCGAUGUACUGGAAGACGCGAGAAACCCCCAAAGCAGAUUUGAAGUUAUUGGCAACGCAAAAGACGAUUCUGACACAGGAUUUUGGCGAUAGUUGGCAUGUGGCAACGUGGCGGUACUGGUUACCCAUUGUUGUAUCCGACGCUAUCUUCGUGAAUUUUGUGGUGAAGUGUUAUCGCCCGUUCGUCCAUCGUAGCGCUCGACGCGCAUACUUCGAGAGCUCCGUUCGCAGGGAGUUUCGCGCCGUCGUCAACCACAGUGCAAAUAAAACGGGGCAGUACAAUGAUAUCUUAAUUGAAGUAGCGGCACCUACAGAGAAGUUGGCGUGGGCAGAAAUGAUGUAUUUCGUGACCGAUAUGGAAAAAAUCUUGGAAAAAGACUACCCCGGAUUAACCAAGCACGCCAGAGUCAAGCGGUUCAUUGUUGACGAUGGAGAGGACCGCGGUGUAAACGAUUUAAUGGAAAAUCCCGAGGACGGAAAACGACAGCGGGCUAAAGCGCGAUGGCUACCGCCUGAUUUCGGCUGGUUUACCCAGUGCGCGUGGAAAAACGGAGGAGUAUAUGAAAUACACCAGUUACGCCAUCAACUGGAAGCGGUGAAAAAUAUUGUCGUCACUAGCGAGAGUUGCCGUUUACCUCGUCUAUGGACGUUGUUGUAUCCUAGAAAGGGAUCACAUGUCGAGUUACGGAUCCACAGUGAUGUUUCGGGUAAGUGUGAGCAUAAAGCCUUGCAGAUCCCAGUUAACGACAACAUCUUGACACGCUAUCCCAAGAUGUUUCAGUUUUGUAUUUCUGCCCUGUCAGCAGCCUCUGUAGCCAUCCCCAAUGCCGUGGCUGUUGCCGCCGUGAAUCAAGUUUUAGAAGCGUCGAAAUCGGCAUUAAACCAAAAGAUCACGGCUAAAGAGGUUCUUGACAGAGCAAAUCUAGGUGCAGGCGAAGAGAAGUCAUCACAUGAGUUGGGUAUGGGCCCGGCAGAACGAAGGGCGUUUCUACUGCAGUUGUUGGCACUCCAUGAUCCAUCUUUCAACGAGGAUACUAUCGGAAGAGCCUGCCAAUUGCAGCGUGGUGCCACAAAAGAGGGCUACUACAUCUGGUUAAGUGAUGACGAAUACUCCGACUUGAAACAUUGCGUCACGCUAUGUGAUCCAGAGUCCGGCCCACCAGUCAUUCCCAUUCUGGCUACUACAUCAUCUCCUGAGCCGUCAAUUUCACUUAGAAUCAUUGGCGCGGAAGGGACGUGGAAGCCCUUAACGAAGAUGUACUGUGCAUGGGAGCUUCUGCGUGAUCUCAAGGUCGUUGGUAAUGGAAGCACCAGCAAAACAGCUUGUACGGAAAUUGGUACAUCGUGGGAGUCGACGGCAGUGAAGUUGAACUUUGUGGACUCUCAUAUUAAGAUGCUCCGUGACUGCACGCUGGUGAUUCGCGUGAAAAAGGCGCGUAGCUUCACUUGUUGCUUCAGGAGUGACAAGGUGAUCGUCCAAGGGGAGACGCAGCUUUGCGAUCAUGUUAAUGCAAACUGCAGCACCACCCAACUAAUCAAUGUCCCGAUCUCAGUGGCAACAGGUACGCUAACUCGCACCGUGAAUUGCCAGAUUAAGAUUAAGUUCAUCGGGCCAUGAAGGAUGUCGAGAGAUGCAAUAUUCAUCAAUACACGUUACGAUCACAACUAAUGCCGUGCUGCGGGAAGCUCUGGAUAUUUGGAUACUUAAUUCGCAGUGUGGAUUGGAUGUAUUUGUACCGGUUUUCAUAUAAAAGCCAAGUCAGCAAUACAAAACUAAGUCAGGUUUACAAGCACAAAGUGAGCAGUUAUGGUAUCGAGCUAAUAAUAGGCACCAAGGCAUUACACAGGUUUUACACCAGCUUCAAAAUACCGGUUUUCUAGUAGGUAUGUGGUACAAGCGGAUAUUCAAUACCGGUAGUCAUGUGGCUAGAUUUUAUUUAUUGUAGCUGCUCCCUUGUUCUUACGUAUUAUUAUAUGGACCACGUUAGUGUUCU